Messenger RNA from Penicillium angulare, 870 nucleotides. Its product is annotated as oxidase ustYa family protein. Gene Ontology annotation, biological process: mycotoxin biosynthetic process. NCBI's taxonomy places the organism in Eukaryota, Fungi, Ascomycota, Eurotiomycetes, Eurotiales, Aspergillaceae. The coding region runs from base 1 to 870 and encodes 289 amino acids. The transcript is spliced from 4 exons. The record is from RefSeq and is a predicted model, not a curated record.
AUGAGAGCGUCCGAAGAAGACGGUUUCAUCUCCGGAGAGAAGAGCCAUGAUUCUGAAAGGUCCUUCAAAACCAAGUACUCACCGUGGCUCAUGUACUCGUUGUUGGCGGUGGCAUGGGCUGUCUCCCUUGCCUUGACAUUUUACAUUUCUGGAAAGAGGAGCCAUCGUUGCGAAGGUCUCUCGGAGGUUUUCCCCACAGAGCUUCUGUCUGUACAACCAGCAAUUGAACUCGAGAAAGUACGCUUUAGUGGCACGCUCGAUUUUGACGAAAACAGCACUCUUAUUUCUACAUACUGGGACCCUGAUUCUCCGAAAUAUACAGGGGAGCCAAGUGAAGACUUGGAUCAACUUUGGAAUGCCUUAAUCUAUCGUAAGGGCUAUCUGAUUCUCCUACAUCCGAUCUUACUAUAUCCCCCUAUGUACCUAGUCGACUUCACCUUUGAAUUCUUUGCUAACCCCAUCGCAGCUGACGGCGUCGAUCUCCAGGGAGAGGAGGCCAAAUCUAUCCAGGGAAAGACCUUUGAGAAACCAGGAGGAUGGUCAAUUGUUAGCAUAGAUGUCUUUCACCAGUUGCAUUGUCUGAAUCUACUCCGUCAAGGCUUGUACCCAGAUUACUAUACCAAACACGAUCCAGAGCCCGAGUAUACUAUCCACAGAAAUCACUGCCUUGAUCAUAUUCGUCAAGCGCUGAUGUGCCAUGUUGACGUGACACCAAUUCCUGUCAUUUGGGCAGAAAAGGAAGGGAGGCCUUACAAUGACUUCCAGGUAGAGCAUACGUGCCGCAACUUUGGAAAAGUAAAGGAAUGGGCAAAGGCAAGGAGCGCUAAGGGCCAUGAGUACAUGCAUCAUCAUCACCACCAGUCUACGUAA